AUGACGGCAAAAAGCAAGCCCGAAUUAGACGCUAGUCAACUAGCGAGACAAAGAAAGAAGAUAGAGAAAGACAGAAGACGAAAGCAAUAUGAUGAUCUCCAAGUCCAAGGAACCAACAACUCUUCGAUUGUUUCCAAGAGAAGUGUAGAAAUGUUAUAUACCAAUAAACUAGAACCUGAAAUGGGUGAAUGGUUUAAGCAUUUUGUGAAGAAGGGAAAGAGAAGAUCACCGGCAAUCAACAGAGGUUACUGGAUUAGAAUGGAGACUAUCAAACAAAUGGUAACCAGAAUUAUAAAGAACAACCCCAACAAAAAAGUACACAUUAUAAACUUGGGCUGUGGAUUCGACCCCUUGCCCUUUCAAUUGCUCUCAUUAUCCAAGAACAAGGGAGAGAACGUUGAUUUGCAUUUUAUUGACAUAGACUAUCCAGAUUUAGUGCAGAACAAGUUGAAAAUGAUCUACGAUUCUCCAGAGAUACUUGAGGUUAUCGGAGAAUUGCAGAAUCCAGAAAAGGAUUUAGGAUUAUUCAUAAGUGCCGAAAAGUACAAGUUAGUAGGGUGUGAUUUGAAAGACACUACGAGAUAUCAGAAGCAACUAGACUAUUUAGUUGGUACUUCUUCUGAUUCAAUCAAAAUAUUUGUUGCGGAGGUUUCAUUAGCAUACAUGAAACCUGAGUUCGCAGAUCCCGUUAUAGACUACUCUUCCAGAGUAUCAAACUCCCACUUUCUUAUUCUCGAACAGAUCUUACCAAACACAGAAUUCAACGCGUUUGCAACCAAAAUGAUGUACCAUUUCAACCACUUACGAAGUCCUUUACAAUGCGUUCAAACAUACCCUUUGAAAGAAGAUCAAAUCACAAGGUUCAACAGAUACUAUCCGCUAGCUGAAGUUAGAAACCUCUUUGAAAAUUGGUUAUGCUUAAUCGACGACAAUAUGAAAGAGAGAGUAGAACACAUUGAAGAAUUCGAUGAAUGGGAAGAAUUUAUAAUCUUCUGCCAACAUUAUGUCAUUGUCCAUGCAACAAAUAUGAAAAAAGACCAACUUAUUUAUGCAGACUCUGAUUCUCACCAAGCAGUGAGUCAUGAUUAUGAUUUCGAUGACAACGUUAAAUUAACUUUAGAUACUAGAGCCAACCCUGAAUUUCUCGAGUUAAAGUUUCCUGCGAUAACAACAAUAAGCGGCAACCAGAUUCUCGUGCAUGGAGGUUUACGUCAAACUAGAUCUAAUUUGCUGUAUAUUUACGAUAGCGUUAAUGGGAACGUAAGCGAAAGAAUCUUUACUGGUGAGGUUCCACCACGUAUGUGUCAUACAUUAACUGCCUUGCUGGAUACGACAUGCGUCUUGAUUGGUGGCAGAACUAGGCCUGGCAUGGCUCUAAACGAUACCUAUAAGUUGCAAGGCGAUGAAUGGGUGAAAUUGAAGGAUAUUCCAAAUGGUAGAUGCAGACAUGCUGCCACUAGACUUAGUGAGAGUGAAGUGUUGAUAUUCGGUGGAUUGCCAGAAAAUAAGGAACAUUGUGGGGCACUGCUUUUCGAGGUUUAUGACAUCAAUAUGGAGGAAUCUAGACCGUUGAAAAUUGUGCAGAACGGAUCUGAAGCUACGAUCGCCAACUUGAAGAGUUGUGGUAUUGCCUACAACGGGCAGUAUGGUUUAAUUAUUGGCGGGAUGGAGAAAGAGACUGUUCCUACUGUUAAUAAUCAAAUAUAUAAAUUCACCAUUGGAGAAGACAGAUCCAGUAUUCAUAUUACGUCUGUUGCGCAAGGUGACGUUUGGAUGAGAAUAGGUUCACAGGUGCAAUUCGUUGGAGAAAACAAGGUAGUAGUCAUCGGAGGCAUUUCUCCUCGGCACGUGUUCUCCAACUUUAGUAAUAUAGUGACGUACAACGUUGAAACUCAAGAGAUACGCUGUGUUGAAAUUCCUGAAUCCAUCACCAAAACCAGUCCGCCUAUCUUUAUUGGGUUUGGAAGUGGAGUGUUGGUUGACGAGAAAGGCAGGAAGAGUAUCGCAUUAUUGGGUGGAGGGGCAGUUUGCUACUCUUUUGGCAGCUGCUACAAUGGUGUCUACCGGCUUGAAUUAUGAAACAAGCAUUGAAGGCUGAGUAUUGACAUGUGACAAUAUGGUGUAAAGCUUUAUGUUGACGUGCAAUUAGAGAAAAUGUUGCAACACGAAAAGCAGCGGUACGUCACACGGCGCACUGCGUAAAAGUUGCAGCCAUCGGGAAAACGCACUUUGCCCGCGUGAGAAAAUACUCACUAUUUGGUAGGCUCUGAUAGAUUAACGAGAGAAUAUAGAAAUCGUUUAGAUAUGUCGGGGUGUACACCCAGAAAAUAAAGCAUUCCAAUAAGCGAUGG
Molecule: messenger RNA, 2351 nt
Organism: Scheffersomyces stipitis CBS 6054
Lineage: Eukaryota; Fungi; Ascomycota; Pichiomycetes; Serinales; Debaryomycetaceae
Gene: PPM2
Product: tRNA methyltransferase
Exons: 1
Coding region: 1-2079 (692 amino acids)
Biological process (GO): tRNA methylation; wybutosine biosynthetic process
Molecular function (GO): tRNA methyltransferase activity; protein binding
Source: RefSeq, a predicted model, not a curated record